CAUUGCACUCACUCUCUUCAAAUUUACCAAUUUGAGCUUUAAAGUUGGCAAUGCUGUUUAAACUGAGUGAGCUAAGGUAAACCAGACAUAGACCGCAACCGUCACCGGGCAAUAGAAAAGUAGUUGAACCUCUCUAUUAAACAUUUUUUUCGCAGCUAAAAUCCAAACAGCCAUAAACCCCUCUCAUCAAAUGUCACCAAAACCUUUCAAAUUUCCCGCCAAACGUACCGCAACCAUUUUCCUUCUAACCACAACUGCCGCCGCCGCAUUUACUGUCAACUCCGACGAGUCCUCCCCUCUCGCCGCCGACAAAAUCAGAGCUCAAAUUCAUGGCAUCAUCCGCACCGCACGCGCCGUCUCCACAGUUGCUUCCACUGUCAUUGACUAUGAAUUCUCACUCCGUGGCCUCCCAAAGAACUCAGAUCAGUAUCGUAAAGCGAGUUCCCAGGUUCAUUUACGUUCUGCGGAGAGGUUUCUCAAGUUAUGUGAAGCUAACAAGGGGUUUUAUGUGAAAGCUGGACAGUUCAUUGCUUCGCAAAAAGUGCUUCCCAGAGAGUACUCUUCUACUUUGUCUUCGUUACAGGACCAGGUUGCUCCUCUUCCUUUUAAAGUCAUUGAGAAAGUGCUAAAGGAUAAUCUCGGACCUGAUUUCUCUGAGAAGUUUUUAUCCAUUGAUGAACAACCUAUAGGCGCUGCAUCUAUUGCUCAAGUUCACCAUGCCAUACUAAAAAGCGGUCAAGAAGUAGCAAUCAAGAGCAUAGUAUCACAUGGACUGCAAAAUGCUAAAAAAAAGUACUUCUGUCAUAAUCAGGUGCAAUAUCCUUGGAUAGAGCAGCAGAUGCAUUUUGAUACAAGAACAAUGUAUAUCCUAUCAAAAACUAUUGCAUGGCUAUACCCUCAAUACAGGUUUGAGUGGCUACCAUUAACAUUUGCCAAAACUGUCUCUUCAGAACUUGAUUUUGUUCAGGAGGCAAGGAAUUCUGAGAGAGCUACCAAAAAUUUCAGAAACAACAAAAUUGUCAGAAUUCCUCAUGUAUUCUGGGAGUUGACAACAAGGCAAGUUCUAACAAUGGAGUUUUAUACAGGACACAAGAUUGAUGACUUGGAUUUUCUGAGUAAGAUUGGGGUUGAUCCAGAAAAGGUAGCGAAAUCACUGAUUGAGCUGUUUGCUGAAAUGAUAUUUGUGCAUGGUUACGUACAUGGUGAUCCACAUCCUGGUAAUAUACUAGUUUCUCCUGAAGGCCGUAAUGGUUUUUCUUUGGUUCUUCUAGAUCAUGCAGUUUACAGGGAAUUAGAUGAAGAAUUUAGAAAAAACUUUUGUCAGUUAUGGGAAGCUUUGGCUCUCAAGGACUCAAAGAAAACAAUGUGGCUUGGUGAGCGAUUUGGUGCUGGGAAGUAUUCUCGAUACUUGCCAAUCAUUUUCACCGGAACAACUAUAGAAAGCAAAUAUUCUUCUGGAAUGUCAAUCAAGGAAAAAGAUACUAUGAAACAGGAAUUGAAAUCUCUGAUGUUUGAGGACCUGUCUUUUUUCAUGGAGUCUAUGCCACCAGAUUUUAUUGCUAUAUUGCGUGUAGAUGCACUGCUAAGGUCUACCAUUAGAAAGAUGGAUGUCUCACGGCUCAUUAGAUUGCUAACUUACACCAAAUAUGCAGUAUAUGGACGCCUCCAUCCAAAAUUUGACGGUGAAUUGUGUCAAAUGCCUGAAACAAAUGUUUAUUUUGCUGUGAAAUCCGUUUUCUUAAGUUUCAUAUCAACAUUAAAAUAUUAUCACAUCCUAAUCAAAAUUCUUAUUGGGGCCAUUGACAGUACCCCUUGGCAACAAAAAGUGAAGAAUGUACAUAAUUACCUGUAUCGCAAGUUUGGUUGUAGUGACUUAUGGAGCAUUCUAGUCCAUUCUGUCUUUCUUCUUUUUUGUAUGCGUCCAGCAUCAUAAUGCUUUGUUUUGAAUAUUGAAUUCUGUUUAGUCUAGAGGGAAAACUUGUCUAAUGGUAUACAAGCUCCAUCCUGAUGCAGCUUGCCAAAAAAAAAAAAACAGAGUUCCAUCUUUGGAUGCAUUCCAAAAGCAAGUUUAUAUUACCUUUAGAAUAACACAUUUUCUGUCAAAUGUCACAAACCGAGUAAAAUAAGCUAUCGAAUUAAAAACUUACACAUUGAAUGAUACAAGUUACAUAUUUUGUAUGCCAAAGUCACACUGAAGCUUCUAGCACUUAAUUUGUAAUUUUACUUUAUAGUGCGCCUUAUAAACAAUUUAUUCAGAUUUAUCUAUUAACAUGUGCAAUCAUGAGUAUUUAGAAGAGCUUAAAAAUGAUUUAUUAAUAUGUUUAUCAAUUUUAUCAUGUCGUCCCUUUUUAUUUUGGUGAAGGCCUACAUAACAAUUGAAAUUGUUAUAAUAUUUGGAAGACUCGCCAGCUGUCACACACUCGCGACUCUUUCCUGUUUAUGAGAAGAGUUUGUGAUUUGAACCACACAAGAUUAUGAAGAAUAAGUUAGGGAAUGCAGUUGCUCACUCUUUUCUAUUAAGGCUCGUGGACGUGUGAUUCGCAUCGUCCCAUAAAAAACACACAACGAAAUUCUUCUCAAGUCACUUAAUAAAUACUAAUGGGAACCACACUUUCAUGAGCCUUAAGCAAUGAAAAAUGGUGAGCGGGUGCAUUCCUUAACUUA
Molecule: messenger RNA, 2664 nt
Organism: Vicia villosa (hairy vetch)
Lineage: Eukaryota; Viridiplantae; Streptophyta; Magnoliopsida; Fabales; Fabaceae
Exons: 17
Coding region: 191-1933 (580 amino acids)
Source: RefSeq, a predicted model, not a curated record